UUUCUCACCAGGAAUAUGUAUAAAAAGGUUCCAUCCCACACAAUUUCUUUUUACCUACCCCAGAACAUUCAAAUUUCAAACAACUCACUUUUCAGGCCACUAAAAAUGAACGAUCCAGCACUCUACAUAAAAUCAAAUCCUUUUCAAGUAAGAGAUGCAACUCAAAUUCUCGGCAUAUUUAAGAAGCAGAUCUCAUCGGAUGAGACUGACAUCAUUCUGGAUAUCGGAUGUGGACCUGGAGAUGUGACAACAGGGAUUUUAAAACCUGUGAUAGGGAGAUUUGAGUUGCUGCUCGGUGUGGACAGAUCCAAAAGCAUGGUUCAAUAUGCAAGACAACACUGUGAGGACGAAGAUGUUUUAUUUGAGGAGUUAGAUAUAGCAGGGGACGUCACUGAUUUCAGAGAUGAUUGGGGAACAUUCACCAAGAUAUUCUCUUUCUACUGUCUUCACUGGAUUAAGGAUAUAGAGAAAGCAUUGUCCAACAUAGAAUAUUUGAUGCGCAAGGGUGGAGAAUGCUUAUUAGUUUUUGUGGCACAAUGCCCAGUGUUUGAGAUGUAUGAAAUAAUGGCAAAAGAUGACAAAUGGAAAACAUACAUGGAAGAUGUGAACAACUUCAUACCAAAAACUCAAAACACAGCACAGCCGGCUUUCUUAUUUUCUCAAAUGUUGGAAAAUGCUGGAAUCACAACAAUCAAUUGUGCUACAAUGAAUCGAAGCUUUGCCUUUCCGUCAACAAACAUGCUUCAAGACUGUGUUGUUGCUGUCAACCCUUUUAUCAAAAGAAUACCAACGCAACAGAGAGAUGAAUACAUAGAAGAGUGCAUAAGAACACUUUCUGCCAUCAGAUUGGAAAAAGGAAGUGCAAAUGAAAAUGAAGCUUACAGUUUUUCAUACAAGCUUCUAGUGGCACAUGGCCUGAAAAACUGAAUGCAAAAAAUCUUUUUUUUGUUAUAUGUUUACAUGAAACAUUUUUACGAGUAAUACAUAUGUUUUAUACCCUGUUACAAUAAAUAUUUUUAUAUAUAGCUAACAAGCAUUUUAUAACCAUUAAAAAAUUACGCAAAUUGUAAAAGAGAGCUACUUGAAAGUAACAAUUGCUUAAAUAAUGCAAAAUGGUAAUAAGCUAAAUAUUUUCUAAUGCUUUUUUAUAUAUUUACUAACAGUGUAACAAAUCUAAUUCAUUGGGCACUUCUAAUAUAUGUCAUUAGUUUACAAAAAUAAUUGAAAAAUUAUUUGGGAAUAUAACUAUUCUGUUACUGUCAAGCCUACAAAAACUUGAGAUUUACAGAAUUUUUUAAAAGAAAUUGGUAAACUUUUUCUCUUGUGCAUUUUUACAAGCACAUAUUGAGAGCAUUCACAGACACACACACACAAAAAGAUUUUAAAAUAAAAAAAAAAAAAAAAAAANAAAAAAAAA
Parasteatoda tepidariorum (common house spider) is the source of this 1417-nucleotide messenger RNA. RefSeq names its product juvenile hormone acid O-methyltransferase. The record is from RefSeq and is a predicted model, not a curated record. NCBI's taxonomy places the organism in Eukaryota, Metazoa, Arthropoda, Arachnida, Araneae, Theridiidae.